Molecule: messenger RNA, 1883 nt
Organism: Prosopis cineraria
Lineage: Eukaryota; Viridiplantae; Streptophyta; Magnoliopsida; Fabales; Fabaceae
Product: fasciclin-like arabinogalactan protein 15
Exons: 3
Coding region: 170-1549 (459 amino acids)
Source: RefSeq, a predicted model, not a curated record
UUUUAAGUCUCUGCAAAAACUGCUCCCCAAGUCUUCUCUUUCUCUUUUCCCUCCUCCGCCAUUAAGCAAUCUCCCUCCCUUCUCACCAAACCAAGCGCCCCCACUUCACUCGCCUCUCAAUAAUUCAUCCAUUCACUUCAGGCCCUCCUCUCACCCUAACCUCAACACCAUGGCCACCCUGCCUCCUCUCUGCCCUGGUGUUCCCUCCUCCCGCUCCUUCUUCCUCUGUCUCGCCGCUUUUCUCUUCCUUUCCCUUCUGCCUCUCCUCUCCGCCCAGAAAUUAUCUUCUUCUUCCGGCUCCGUUCAGAUUAACUCCAACUCUGUUCUCGUCGCUCUUCUCGAUUCUCAUUAUACUGAGCUCGCUGAGCUUGUCGAGAAGGCGCUUCUUCUUCAAAAACUUGAGGACACUGUGGGCGCUCACAAUAUUACCAUCUUCGCCCCCCGAAAUGAAGCUCUGGAGCGUCAGCUUGACCCCGAGUUUAAGCGAUUCCUGCUCGAGCCCGGGAAUCUCAGGUCUUUACAGACCCUUCUCAUGUAUCACAUUGUGCCCAAACGAAUUGGUUCCACUGACUGGCCAGCUGAGAGCUCUGGAGCCGUCCCGCACCAGACCUUGUGCAACGACCACCUGCAUUUGGCGAGCAAGGGUCCUGAUAAUAAGAUUGUUGGUCUGGCCGGCAUCGUUCGCCCCGACGACGUCGUCCGUCCGGACGGUGUGAUUCACGGCAUUGAGCGGCUUUUGGUUCCGCGAUCGGUGCAGGAGGAUUUUAAUCGCCGCAGGAAUUUGCGGGACAUAUCGGCGGUACUUCCAGAGGGUGCGCCGGAGGUGGAUCCCCGGACCCACCGGUUGAAGAAACCGGCCCCUGUGCCCGCUGGGGCUCCUCCUGUGUUGCCCAUUUACGAUGCCAUGGCCCCGGGUCCUUCCCUCGCUCCGGCACCGGCACCCGGACCCGGUGGUCCUCACGGUCACUUCAAUGGCAUGCGUCAGGUGAAAGACUUCAUUCAUACACUGUUGCAUUACGGUGGCUACAACGAAAUGGCAGAUAUUCUGGUUAACCUCACAUCUUUGGCCACCGAAAUGGGAAGGCUAGUCUCAGAGGGUUAUGUCCUGACGGUGUUGGCUCCCAAUGACGAGGCCAUGGCGAAGCUGACCACGGACCAAUUGAGUGAACCGGGUGCACCGGAGCAAAUAAUCUACUACCAUAUCAUACCGGAGUAUCAGACGGAGGAGAGUAUGUACAAUGCUGUGAGGAGGUUCGGGAAAGUACGGUACGACACGCUGCGGUUGCCACAUAAGGUUGUGGCUCAGGAGGCUGAUGGGUCAGUGAAGUUUGGGCAAGGUGAAGGGUCUGCUUACCUGUUUGAUCCUGAUAUAUAUACAGAUGGGAGAAUUUCAGUACAGGGUAUUGAUGGAGUUCUUUUCCCGGCCGAAGAGGAGCCAAAGACUGAGCGAAAAACAGUACCAGUCGUCAAAGUUGCCAACAAACCAAGGAGAGGGAAGUUGCUGGAAGUAGCCUGUAGCAUGCUUGGAGCUUUUGGACGAGUCUGCUAAUUAAAUCGCUUAAAAAAAUUUAAAAUUUAAAAAAAUAAUAAAGGGGUAAAUUUAUGUAAACAAAUUGUUAUAUGUUGUAGGAGUAAUCAGUUCAAUACAAAAGGAUGCAUCUUGAAUUUACAAUUGGAGAGAGCGAUGAAGAUGGCAGGAUUUCCGUGGAAAUCUCAGAGGAUAAAAUUUUCUGUCAUUUUGCUUUACAUACUGUAAUUACAUGCCAUUUUUUUAUUACUUUUCUUUUUGGUGUUGAUUCUGUCUCUGCCUCUGUCCCUUUGUAUGCAUAAAUAACCUUGAAAAUACGACACUUCUCUCCAUCCCAGAUUGCAAAAUUUUUUCA